Penicillium hordei is the source of this 294-nucleotide messenger RNA. Its product is annotated as short chain dehydrogenase/reductase family protein. Bases 1 to 294 code for a protein of 97 amino acids. The transcript is spliced from 2 exons. The record is from RefSeq and is a predicted model, not a curated record. Lineage: Eukaryota; Fungi; Ascomycota; Eurotiomycetes; Eurotiales; Aspergillaceae.
AUGUUUGAAGUCAACACGCUGGCCCACUACUGGCUCGCGCAGGAGUCCCUGACCGAAAUGCUCGAGGCAAAUUAUGGUGUGGUUGUCAAUGCUGCUUCGCUGGCUGGAUAUACUGUUAGGCUUAAUAUGGUUGAUUACCCGACAACAUCGAAGGCUGUCUACGUGCGGCUAUUGCGUUCCACGGGGAACUUGCUGCUGAGCUGGUUACGCACUAUUAUGGGUUUGACUCCUGAAGAUACUUGGUUUAAUGCCCUUCUUCACCCUGAGGCUGUUGCUGAGGAGGUUGUUAAGUGA